AUGGGCCAGAAUCAUUUUUAUCACCCUGCUGCACUGGCUCUGGUCUCCCGAGCCAAGCCCCAGCCACGUGUCCCCCCCAGCUCGGGUGACUUCAUGUGUUCGGAAUGUGACAAGGUGUUCCCCCUGCAGUGCAUGUUGACGCGCCACCUCAAGUGCCACAGCAUGGUGAAGAGACACCCCUGCCACUGCUGUGGCAAGGGCUUCAAUGACACCUUCGACCUAAAGAGGCACAUGCGCACUCACACAGGUAUCCGUCCGUACCGCUGUGACCUGUGUGACAAGGCCUUCACCCAGCGCUGCUCCCUCGAAUCCCAUCUGAGGAAGAUCCAUGGCGUUUUCCAGCAGUAUGCCUACCGCCAGCGUCGCUCCAAGAUCUUCGUGUGCGAGGACUGUGGCUACACAUCCAACCGGCCCGACGAGUACUUCCUCCACAUGUGCCAGUGCCACCCGGGCAGCCAAGCCCUGCGCCGCUACUACCGCCACCAGGCACACGAGGGCGCCAACAACAUGCUCUCUCAACACAAACCCAGCCCCUUUUUUAUUUAUACUCUGGCUGGGUAUAAUAUGGGUUGA
Messenger RNA from Oncorhynchus masou masou (cherry salmon), 573 nucleotides. RefSeq names its product transcription factor Ovo-like 2. NCBI's taxonomy places the organism in Eukaryota, Metazoa, Chordata, Actinopteri, Salmoniformes, Salmonidae. Gene Ontology annotation, molecular function: RNA polymerase II cis-regulatory region sequence-specific DNA binding; DNA-binding transcription factor activity, RNA polymerase II-specific. Bases 1 to 573 code for a protein of 190 amino acids. Gene Ontology annotation, cellular component: nucleus. Gene Ontology annotation, biological process: regulation of transcription by RNA polymerase II; epidermal cell differentiation. The record is from RefSeq and is a predicted model, not a curated record. The transcript is spliced from 3 exons.